This is a messenger RNA of Pocillopora meandrina, 12112 nucleotides long. The record is from the annotation of a GenBank genome assembly. NCBI's taxonomy places the organism in Eukaryota, Metazoa, Cnidaria, Anthozoa, Scleractinia, Pocilloporidae.
AUGUCAGCUCUGAGAGGAAUACAUAAGCAAAGGAGCCUUGAGUCGAUGAGCUCUUCUUUUACUGCCGUUUUCACUUCGGUUCGUGCGCAACAAAACGAAAAAGCUGUGAAACUUGCGUUCUAUAACACGGCUGCUCUGGUUUUCGUGUCCCUUAGUGGAUGUGCUGCAGUUGCAGUUUAUUAUGUUUUAGAACCUUUCUUACGUCCUCUGCUAUGGGCUGGGCUGUGUGGCGCUUUUUUAUAUCCUUUUAAGUGGAAAUUGACGCAGAUAGUUCGAGGAUUUCUUCGUUCUUUGCGAGAAUCUCACACUCCAUUAGUGCUUGGUGCAAUGGUGAUACCUUUUCAGUUGGCCAACAAAUCGUCAGACGUAGUUGGGUCUUUUGUCGUACGAAGGAGCCGUAUUUUUGCCAUAUUUUGCCUAACUGCAGUUAUUGCCUAUGUUUUGUACAUUAUUAAGCCAUUUUAUGAGAUUGUGUGGAUUUUAAAGGGAUCUGGAACAGCUGUUCAUGGCCUUUUGGACUUCUUUUAUAAUCCAUAUCUGGUGAGCAAUUUUACUCAUGCUGUGAUUCGUUUUUGUUCUUGGUUUAUGUUUUUCCUCCUUUAUUUCUUACAAGGUGUUUUAGUCGAGGUUUGUAUAGAAAAUAACCCACUGAACCGAGACAAAAUCUAACAGAAAAUUUUUAUUAUUUCCAGAUUAUAUUUUACGCCUGUACCAUUUGCUGGAAAUAUUUGUGAAAUUAAAGGAUAGGUCUACUCCAGAAACCACAUAAUCUUUAUCCUUAUUAUUAAAUAAUACACAUGAUAUUAUGACAAAGGUCUUCAAUUGUGCUGAGCACAGAUGAGGCCAGUCAAAAUCUCGCCAAGCAACCUGGCAUUGACAAGUGCCUUACCAAUUGUUCACUCUUCUCUUACCCAAAUACUGGAAUAACAAAUGUAAAUAUUUAAUUCUGGACAAUUCAUCUUACUUCUUUAUUCUAGUGCUUUUGUCUUAUGGACACCAACCAUGUCAUUAACAAAAUUAUCAAUCUUGUAUUUUAGGUCUGGACUGUUAUAAUUGGUUACAUUUUAAGUCUGAUAUUCCUCUGGACACCAAGCUCUUCUGGGGUCAUCUCAAUGUUUUCUCUUCCUGUGUGGAUUAUGUUUCUGCUUCAUCUUGUAUCACUCACUGGAUCUUACAGGAUUCUAUUUUUUAUGCUUCUUGUAAUCUGUUCAGUUGUUGGAUGUAUUACAGGAGUCUCAGAGGGGCAAGAUCAAGGUAAGAUAAUUUUUUUUUCAACUAUCUCAUGGUAAUUGUUGUUAAUCCUCUUGACUAACAGCCUCUUCUUCUAAGGGAAAUGUGUACUUGGGUAUCCAGAACUUUUACUGUGUCUGAUAGAAAACCUCAUUUUGACUGGCAAAUCUUCGCAACCAUUAAUAACCUCCAAUAUCAGGAACUGGUCAAUUAUAAGUAAUUAGAAUAAUAAAAGGGUGGGGCUGGAUGGUUGAGAGCAAAAAACCUACAAAACCACUUACAACUGCUGAAAAACGACCUCUGUUAUAUUUGCAAUGUUUAGGAAGAGGCAAUCUUAAUUACUUUUAGGCAGACAAGCACUAAGAGAGUGAACAAGGAUUGUAUUAUUACUAUCUGUAUGAAAUCAAAAUUACUAGUAGGUGUAAUACAACUGCUUGAAUGAAAAACAUUGCAUAGGCAGGCUUCUAGAUUGGAAACAAUACUGGUGCCUAUGAGACUGAAAGUUUCCUCCUGGUGACUAAAAGUUCUGGUCAAGUUGCCACUUUGGUGACUAGAUGGUGAAUUGGUGAAUUAAAACAUAAACCUCGUACAGUCAAGUUUUUCUUCUGUCUUGAGAGAAAAAGGCAGCUGGUACAAACAAAUCCUUGGACUAUUUUGUCUGGUCUCAACAAGUCCAGAUAAUCAAGGUUCAAUUGUACUUAGCAUAAAUGACUGAUAAUUUCAGUAGACUGCUAGGACAAUUUAUGAACUCAACAUACCUAAAUUGCUCAGAUGCACCUGGAUGAUAGACCACAAUGGAAAUUUCACAUAAUGGUGAACUAAGCAUGCAAUGGCUGGUAGUUGACUAGGAUCCUUUAAGGCUGACCCAGAAUUUCAAGUAGCUACUUACUUUAUUACUUACAGGUACUUACAGAUGUAGAUUUUAGAUUGGUGAUGAAAAUGUUAAUUAUUUCAACCAUUUUUUCCUAUGUAGACACCAAAAGGUGAUUAAAAAAUAUAUUUAAUUCUGGACCCUGAUAGGUGACCAGAUUUGAGAGGGUGAUUUUUCACAAUAUAGCCUUGUUCAAACUGUUAUAACAGCUUGAUGAUAGUUGAUGACAGUUUCAACUAUCAUCAAUUAUCAUCUACUAUCAGUGACAUUGACUAAUUAUAUUUUUAUUCAAGCUGUUCAUGAUAUUUGUUGAAAUUAUGUAGUUUCAGUAAAUUUAAUGCAGGAUGACUAAAUUCAGGGUAUCAUAUAAUGUGCAAUGAUUAGAUAUUUUAAACAGUCAAAGACUGGAUGGAACUACCUCAUGUAGUGGAAAGAGUUAAGUCAAACAGGAAGGGUGUGAUUAAUGGUUUGACUUCAUUAAAGGUCUUUUAUUUUUGUUGUUUUCCAGUUGAUAGUAAGAAAUUUGGGGAAAGUAAAAGACUUUCUCUUAUGAGACGCCUGUCAGUGGCAGCUGCUGCUCUGGUUACCUCUUUGCCAACCUCAGAUUCUAAUGAAUCCUAUAAUAAGGAUAGCAGAGGGUCAUCUACAAGCCUUACUACACCUCCGUCAGCCACAUCCCCCAAUAAUGAUGAAAAUGGUCAGGAUUCUGUAGACGGAAAAGUCUCUUCAAAGCUUCGAAGGGCUAAGAUUUGGAGACCAAAGCAGUCAAUUAAGAUUAAAGAAGAAGCAAAUUGCGAGGGAAAAAGUCAUGUUUAUUUUGUGGCUCUUUUCUGGGGAAUUUUUCUCUCAAGACUGUGGCUUCAUUGGGACUUUAUUAUGAUUUUCAUAAUACCAGUCACACUGUAUGGUUUAAAGCAGCUUCUGGCUUACUGGAGUUCCUCAAUCUGUUCAAGUUCUCCAGCACUCUAUCUUCAUUCUCUAUGGAAAAAUUUCAAAAGUUGGACUGAUGAGAGGAGACCAGCAUUGGUUCCAACCCCACUUAAUGGAUUGUUCAAAGGAGGAAUGAAAGUAGAUCGUGCUGUAAGUUUACAACUUUUACCAACAUCCUAGACAUGUACUUCUACUUAAUAUGAGUAAUAAAAAGGUAUAUAAUUGUGUUUCUGUAGAUUACACCCCAUGUGUUAAACUUAAGCUUGAAUUUAGGUCUCAAUUUGAUCUGUAUUUUUCUCUGUUCUGAAUUCAUUGUCUUACUGUUAAUCCUUACACUGAAAAAUGCCUAUUUUGAAUCCUUCUAAUUUAAAUUCCAUUUUAACCUGCAGCAUGUGCAAUGGCUAUUGAAAGAAAUAGCAGGUGGUGUUCAUUGGCUGUAGGCCACGAUAUAAAAUCCAUAUAUUUAAGUACAUAUAAGAGAAUGCUUUUUUAUCAACUUUUGGAAAGCACCACUUUAUCCACUGUCAGACCACCUAUAAUGUCUCUUUUGGUGACUAAUGAAACUGCUUUGUAUACUGUACAUUACAUUUUCAUUAAAAUGUGAAGUUUUCCCAUCUUUUAUUUGUCUUUUAUUUUUAUCACAAAUUGUACAUUUUAUUUGCAUGUUAAUUGGCAAAUAAAUUUAAAUAUUACUUCAUCAAAAAAUGCAAAACAAAAACAAUUGAUAGGAAGCACCAAAGGCUACAUUUUUUCAAGAACAUUUUUAAGAGUAAGAAUGAUUGCUCAAUCUGUCUCCUCUUGUUCACAAAUGUGAUUUAUAUUUGAAAUCAAUUAUGUUGCAUUUUAGAUCAACAACAUAAUGGACAAAUCAAUGGAAAACAUAAUAAGUAUCUUUAUGGUGCUGUUCCUUUUUGUGGCAUUCUCUGUCAUCACAGCCUUUUUUGCAGUGAAGGUAAGUUCAUGUACUGUCCAUCAUUCACAAUGCACCAGAGCAUUGCAUGAACACAUACUCAAAUCCCCAACAAUUUUUUGUUCAUUUUUGAGUUAUUUUUUUUCCAAACCCAAAAAACCCUUUAUGUUAGCAAUUAGAUGGUGGUAUGUUGCUCGCACUCAUCAGAUCGCAGCAUAAGGGUAUUAUCUCACACCAAUCAGAUUGUUGCUUUAGGGCAUGUAUCUUGCACCAAUCAGAUUUAUAUUGCUGCAUCAUAUCAUUGCAUUUGAAUAUCCUGCACCAAUCACAGUGUUUAGGUAUCAUUUUCUUGUAAAUGAUGUCAUGGAUCACAGGGCUGUGCACUAAGAAUGACAUUGACCAGAAAUUCUGAACUCAUUUGAUAAGUGUAAUAAUUGUCUGUGGCCUUUGUGAGGGCCUCGCCGAUUAAAGUAGAGAUUUAUUGGUAUAUGAAAGGUACACAUAAAUUUUUAAGUUAAUAAUGUUUUUUCCACUCCUUUACUCACAACACACAUGCCAAACAACUUACAUUCCAUUGCGUACCAUGAAAACAAUGUCCAAAGUCUGAUCAGAACAGACGUAAUCAUUGCACUACAUGAACAUCAGGCAAUUUUCCAUGUGCUUGAAUUGACUAUCACCAAUCAAAUUUCAUUUUGCCACAUUGGACUUUGCUCUGUCACAUGUCAUUCUCUUGUAAACAACCUGCAUUUUAUUAUGUGUUCUAACUGCAUUGUCCAACCCUAUUGAAAAAAAUUCACAUGGAAUUAAAUGCUACUGAUAUUGAGUUUUCCUCGCAAUUCUCCCGCGUUUGACUUUUUCUACAAAUUAAAGUCGCUUUAGGCUACCUCGGACUUAACCAAAUUGUGUAUUAAUUUCAUUUUAAAACAACCUACAUUUUAUUACCCAUUUCACAUAUAGGGCAAAGUCCAGAUAGGCAACAACCAAUUAGGAGCCUUCUUUGAAAUAUUAUCCUUUUCUCUUGAUCAAUGUAUCUUCACUUAUUGGAGAUUGUAAUAUAGCUCUGGUUAGGGUCUAUUAGAGGAACAACAGAGUUUCAGUUUGCCUUUCGUAGUAAAAUUAUGCAGAAUCAUAUUUUUAAGGUAACUAACUGUAGACAAAUAAUUUUGAUUUUCUCUCUGCUGGAGUAAUGGCAGUAAGCAUAGUCUCUUUUACAACUGUUAUGUGGUCUUGUCACACAACACACUCUCUCCCAGAUGGGAAAUAGAGGGCAUUGUGUGACAAGACCAAACAACAUCUGCAAAGGAGACAACAGUAAGUAUGAUAGUGAUGCAUUCCAUUUUAACGCUGAAGUAUUAAGACAAUAGAGAUAGUAUAUCACACAAUAUCUGUGUGAGUUCAGAUAAAUUAGGAUUUUUUUUCCUGUCUUUCUGCAAUCCUUUCGUUUUUUUAAAGUUAUGCUAUUUUGAGUGACAAAGAUGAAAACAUAAAGGGCACAAACUGUUCUAUCUCAACCCACCAAGCCAAAAAAUAACUCUUGCAUGCUACGCAUGCCUGUUUUUAAAAAGGAGUCAGUAACUGGUAAAAAUCAUCCAUACUGUAUUUUUGGCCUGUAUACAUCUAUGGUCAAUUUUUUAUUUUAGUUUGUAAAGUGUUAUCAUGUGAACAAUUGACCACUGCUAAAAUUCCAUGACAAGCCUUAAGUUUCUGGUGGAGUUGGGUCAAACAAAAUAUGCUACAAACUGACAAGUAAUAUUUCAUGUCUUUCAUCAGGUUCACAAUGAGAGUGCACAACUGGUGUCUGUAAGUGCCAACUUAGUGAACAAAGUGAUGGCUGACAAUCCUCAGCUUGUCAAGUAGGUGCAAUGAUUCCUUUGGUUAAGUAGAAAUAAUAAAGUAUUUGUGUUGUUCACACAUUUGUUCAUUAUUAAUGUUAUUGAGAUUAAAUUUGGUUACCUGUCAAACAGCUGGAUUCAGGAAAAUGAGGAACUGAAGAAAACAUUGGGAUCAGCUGUGGAGAGAUCAUACAUGCAUGGAAGAAAGUACAUUGCUGCCAAGGUGCAUACAAAUAUGUUAUACUUUAUAGGAAUGAGCAGGCUUGUGGAAAGUAUUAGAGGUACAUGUGAGUUACAGUCAAAUCUAAUGGCAAGCACGCUGGAUUCUGUGUUUAGACAUUCAGUUUCCUGGUUAUUGUGCUGUUUUCUUGGGUAAGAGUCUUUAUUUUUGCAGUACAUGCCUCUCUCCACCCAGGAGUUUAAAUAUCUCAGAAUCCUGAGGAAUUGCUGAGGACAAAUGAUCACAAAAAUGACAACAGUCACCAAAUCCAUAAAAUUCCCUUUCAAUCCAAGAUUUAAAUAAUAGUAGGUCCAAAAUGCUGGUUGUUCAUUAGAGAGAUCAGAAGGACAAGAGGAUUCACAUUGUACCUUCAACGCAAAGUGAGGAUGUAGUUGUGAUUCUGCUCUCUGAUUUUGUUCACAUCUUCCUAAUAUAGUAGUUGUAGAAUACCUUAUUGUUGCCACUGUUUAGGUUCAGUCCAUGUUUGGUGACAGCAAUUCCAGUGCACUCCAAGAGGAAGUGCUAGACUUUACUGAUCACAUUUAUCACUCAUGGAUUAAUUGGGUAAGUCUACUUUGACUGCGAGUUAUGAAUGUUAAGUUAAUGUCACCAAGGUUAAAAAGAGAGAUGAAGAGAUGAAGCAUAUUACAGACCAUAUAGUAUUUCUUGGAAAUGAAAUCAUGUAGAUUGAUUUUUAAUUCAUUGGAAGGAUACAAUAUGAAAAGUUAACACAAAAACUAAUUUAAAAACCUGUAUCAUAUAGAUCGGUAGUUAAAAUGGAAUGAAUCAGAAAAACAAGUGACCUCCCCCUCCCUCAACUAAAAAAAAAUAAAAAGGAUUACCUUGCAUCCCUCGAAAAUACCCCACACAAUGUUUUUGUAUAAAUUAUGUGUACAAUGAAAAAAUAAUCAGUAUAUACAAAAGUACACACAUGUUAUUUGACCUUCUAGGGUAAUACUUCUACAACAAAGGAAUUAUCAAAGAAUGGAACACUUACAACAGACAUACCAAGCCACAAUAACAUGAGUGCAGCUAUCUCCUGGAAAAAUGUCAUGCACAUUUUUAAUGUGUUUGAUUUUCGAGAAUCUUUCUCCUUGAUCAGAGAAAAUCUUGGCACUCUCAUUUCUGUGAGUAAAUUUUGUUACUAGCAUUAUUUUUGUCAAAAGUUGAUAGCAUUUAAAAUCCAUUUUUGGCUUUCUCUUUUGACAAGGUAUAUUUUACUGAGUUGUUUUAAACAAGUUGCUCCUUUUAAGUUGUCUUACAUGUGCAUAAAUAUCUUUUGAAAUCUCGCUGAUUUUUUCAUCAUCAACCUUAAUAGGCCAAAACAGGCAAUUUUCUACAAUGGCACAAGAUAUAUAGUGAUUUAUGUUAUUUAACAAUAAUUAGUAAAGCACACCUGCAGCAGUUUGAAGAGUUUGUAAAUAGUAUUUUAAUAUAAAGCUAAGUGAGUGUGCACUACUGUGACAUCUUUUUCAGCUACUGGAGUCUGUUUGGAUGUUUUUCAAGGGGAACAUCAGUUUUGCCUUUAACCUUGUUACUACAAUGUUGUCCAUUGUGUUCUUCAGCGGUGCUUACCUUCUGAACACUGGCAUAUCAAUGGUAAACGAAAUCGCUAAUGCUGUCAUAAUUUUGACUAUAUGUAGUAGUUAAAUCAAUGUUAAUAUUGAGAGUAAUAUAAUAUCGUAAAGUUGAUCUUACAGACAAUUAUCUUUAAUGUACAACUACUGAUAUUAUCACUAAGAUCAUGGGUUUAAUGGUUCAAUUACUUAAUUUGAUGACACAUCCAGGGAAGAACUACUUCCUUUAAAUUUUCAGUUUCAUAUCCUCUCAUAUGAUUACUUGUUCUGUAUAAUUUGGAUACUCCAGAAAAGAGUUCAACAUUUUGUUACAUAUUAUGGUACUUAGUUUAUACUUAUUGUGUCCAAUAAUUAUGAUAUAGCUAUCACACCCCACUUACUCUCUUAUAUAUAACUGCUUGACAACUUAACCGCUUUUCAGCAACAGAAUUAUAAUAAUCUCAUCCUGUUCCAGAUUAUUUUUGUCACUGCAUUGUUUUACCUGUUGAGUACCUCUGGUGAACAGUACAAGCCUGUUGAGUGGUUUGGCAAACUUACAGCAACUGGUACAUCUGGGUUUGGAGAUUCUGCUUAUGGAGCCAUCAGGUUAGUCUGACUUUACAAAUGGAUAUGUAAGUGAUGACUGGCAGUUAACACAAGCCUUGCAAUUGUGCAAUCUAUGACAAUCCUAAUGUAUCUCAAGUUUAGAACAUAAUAAGGUGAGAAAGACUUUUAACAAGAUAACCUUAAUCAGUAUGGUCAAGUAUUAUCAAAUUUUUCAAGGUGGUGUUGUUUCUUGAAGCAUGAGAUUAGAAACAAAGAAAGUGAGCUAAAUUACUGUUUUUAACAUUUUUUAUUUCUCCUUCCCAAGCUAUCAAAUAUGCUAAGGCCAAAGCAAAGAAAAAGGUUGGAAAAUGAGGACAAUGUGAGCCGCAGUGCUGAAUUUUCAAAAUUUUUUAUUUUACUCUGUCAGGUCAACUUGCUUGCAAUUAUUUAUUUUUUUGGUUUGAGUAUAGUUACAAACUUUAGGCAACAGGUAAAAUUUCUCACUAAAAUCACAAUUAACUGACAUGAGAGUGAUCUUUAUUACUUUGUUUUUCCAGGGAUGUAUUUGGAGCAGCCAUUAAAAUGGCAGCCUUUUAUGGUGUAUACACCUGGUUGACCCACACCACAUUUGGUGUUAACAUUAUAUACAUCCCAUCAGGUAGGAAAGCCAGACAAAAGAGCAAUGAAAACAAUCUAAUUUAUAACAUAAAUGUCCCAAGAAGAUGCACUUCUAUGAAGUAAAAGUAGCACAAUGUUUUUUUAAAAUGCCCACAACAUUUUCAACCCUUAAAAUGUUUCCAAAACAUUUUUUGUAGCUUUGUUCCUUUAGUGUGUCAACCAAUUUCCCACCCAAGCCUCUAUCAGUAAAACUUUAGAAUUAACAUAUGGCUGAUAUCUUUUUGAAGCAAUUGCAGCCAUUACAGCCGUUGUUCCGUUUAUUGGCACUUAUUGGGCAGCAGUACCAGCUGUACUUGAAUUGUGGUUAAUCCAGGGACAAGGAAUAAUGGCAGCUGUGUUAGCAGUCUGUCAUUUCUUACCUACGUACUUUGUAGAUGUUGCCAUCUACAGUGAGAUCAGUGGGUAUGUGCUAUGUAUCUUUUAGAAGCUUUAAUUUGAAGAUUACAUGCUCUUUUUGUGUAAAGUGAUGUAUCUUGUCAGCAUAAGGAGGGAGGGAAGACUUCUAGUGGGCAGGGAUUUUUGACAAACAAUACUAUCAAACAACAGAUUUUUGAAUAAAACUUUAAACUGAUUUGCACCUCCUGUAUUCAUCAUUUCUCUCCUGAUGCAAAAUGGUCUGUGAAUGCAAUUCCAACAUGUUCAUCCCAAUACAUAUAUAAGAUCUGAUUACCCUACGCUGCUUUUAACUAAUGGUAGCAUAUUUACCACCUUAAAUUUGAUAUUUGAAACUCUUUGAAUAAUCACUCCCUGCUCCUAUCCAAUUUCUUGAAUGUUUUACUUUUUUAACAGUAUUGUAAGACUCCUAGUUUGUGGUUUAUCUAUCCUGAGUAGUAAAUCUAAACAUGGUCUAAGACCUUCAACAUUAUUUGUAUUUACAUCACUAUAUAUUUCUUAUGGCCCAUGUGUAUGAUAUGACACAGUUUAUGACCUGUGAAAACAUUUCUAAAACAUAAGCUCAAGAGGGCUUUAUUUGAUGGCAUAAGCUGGGCUAGAAAAGGCUAUUCAGCCAUGCAAAAUCAGGGGUAAAAGAAAAGAGGAGUUACUUUAGUCAUAUGAAAAAUAAUUUUUGUCUCAUUUAGGUGGGGUCAAAUGGGAAAAUAUUUGGCUCCUUGUCAUGACUUACUGACCUCUGGGCUUGGUUCUGACAUCAUUACUGAGAACCAAACAUUAUCCCAUUCUGUCCUUACACUCAAUCACAAACACAAGCCAUGUUUUUUUUUCUGUUUUAUGUUUGUUUGAUGCAAUUCAUGACUGCUUUGCAUUAACAGUGGAGGUCACCCUUACUUGACUGGUUUAGCUGUGGUUGGAGGUAUCUAUUGUGUUGGGCUGGAGGGAGCCAUCAUGGGACCAAUAAUACUUUGUUGUUUGAUAGUCGCAUUCAAUGUGUACAGCCGUAUGCUUGGUCACAGCAGUCCUGUACCUGAUCCAGAAGUUCCAUCAGCCACAAGUGACAUGCAACAAAGUACACAACACUCACAGCAUAAAGAUGAUCAAGAGGGAAGUGGCAAGGCUCUGACAGUCUCUUAGAUCAUAGCAGGAAGUUAUCAAUUUUAAUUAAUAAAGAAUGUUAACAUGAUAUGAUGUUAAAGUACUUUAAAUUUUGAGAAUUAACAUUGAAUAAAAUCAUAACUAUGAUAUAUGCCAGAAAAUAUUGCAGAUCUACAAUAACGGAUCAAUAAAUCAGCUAUGAAUGCUUAAACUCCUAUGAGUGACCAAGACAGAAUGUCUGUACAAUAUCAGGCAAACAUGAUGAAAGUGAUGAAAAUGAAGAAAAGUAUCAAUUAAGGGAUUAGUAGUUGAUCCUAAACCAAAUUCCCAAAACUGACCACAUCAGUAUUGUAUGGCAGGCAGUAAGGAGAAUUGCUAUUAAGGUCUUUGGAGUAAAUGGGUUAAAUCAAUCAAUCUUUAAUUGAUGGUUAAGAGUGAACACAAAAUCAUUGUGUGAAAGGGAAGAGUCCUGAUAUAAUGUUCGUUUUCAUUCUGACCAAGAUUCUAGCUUUCAAACAGCACACUUGGAUACAUCCAAUCAAAUUUGGUGUCAGCUUUUAUAAUUGAUUUUCUUGUGGAGGUACCUUCAGGGAAAUCAAAGGAAGAACUAAUGUAAUGCAGUUGAAUAUAACCAAGUGGAAAAAAGUUAUUUGAACAGAGGUUGUUUUUUAUGCGUGUAUUUAAACCUUUUCUGUGAUUUUCUUUGCAAGAUAAAAUUAUACAUUAAAUUACUAAUCAUUCACAUUGGAUAAAUUUUGGAAUGGGAUGGUGUACGUACCACUCACUGAAAAAUGAACUACUUAAUAAAUCUUUUAAAAUCUUUUCCAGACUUUUAUAAACCACUGAUUUCAUAAUCCAAACUCAAGUAAGGUUUGAUUCAAGAAAUAAGGUAUUUUCAGGGGAAUUUUUUUCGAGGGUUUACCCACAAAUAAGAUAUUCUUCAUUCAUACAGAACAGAUUUUGGCAAAGAUAAAUGCCUUAAAAGAAAGAUAUAGAUGGUUUCAAAAUAAUAAUCAUAAUUUAAGUUGGGAAAUGAGUAGAGUGAUAACAGUUCUUACAACUGAAACAACAUUUUAGUUUUGCAAACUAAAAAAGUUUUCAUUUAUGAGAAAACCAAAGAAUACAUAUAUAAGUUCACUCACACAUAAUUAAUAUGGUGCUCACAGGCAAUAUAAGUUAACACUUAUUACCAUUUUUAUUGUUCUUGUUCUUAUUAUUAUUGUUAUCAUCAUCAUUAUCAUUAUCUUAAUCAUUGUUAUUAAAAUUAUGGCCUGACUGUGAGGCCUAGGGGAAUUUAACAGCUAUUUAUUUCUAACAGGUUGAGAGUUUACUCCAUUCUGAACUUUUCAAAGUGGAAUUAAAAUAAGUUAUUGCAACUUCACCAUGUGAUAUAUGUUUAAAGCCCAAGUGAAAGUUUUAGUAAAUAUAUUAAAUUCUGAUUUAUUUACAUUUUGGGGAAUUACAAAAAAAGGUUAUUUAAUAACAUUACUUUCUUUAAAAAAAGACAAAAAUUUAUGUUAAGGUUGUGAUUUAUUAAUAUUUACUUAGCAAUUUACACAUUGUUUGAACUUAAGAAGUACAUGUGUAAUCACUGUUCCUGUGUGCACUAAAAAUUUGAAAGCAGUCAAAAUGAGAGAUAUGUUCCUAUACCAAACUGAACGGGAAGUGAGACUACUGCUUAUAGCAGAAACACAAGCAGGGUUCAAUCCAUCAAAAAUAAUCUUUCAUUUCAACAUGAUUACAUGCCUGAAGCAAAUCUUGGCCUUAUAUUGCAGUCUUACACCUUGAGACAGUAAAUGACGUUAACACUUUUGUGACAUUUUUUACAAAAUAUGUAUGUGAGACAGAGGC